Molecule: messenger RNA, 2736 nt
Organism: Miscanthus lutarioriparius
Lineage: Eukaryota; Viridiplantae; Streptophyta; Magnoliopsida; Poales; Poaceae
Source: the annotation of a GenBank genome assembly
AUGUCUGGAACCAUGGUGAGCGCUUCCACUGGUGCUAUGAACUCCCUCCUUGGUAAACUCACCGCACUGAUGGGUGAGGAGUAUGGCAAGCUCAAAGGGGUCCGGAAGGAGAUGAAGUCUAUGGAGGAAGAAUUCAGAAGCAUGAAGGCCCUUCUUGAGAAGUUGGCAGAUAUGGAUGACCUCGAUGCUCCAGCCAAGGAGUGGAGGAACCAGGUGAGAAAUAUGUCGUAUGACAUUGAAGACUGCAUUGAUGACUUCACACACCACUUCGAAAAGAAUGAUGCAACUAAAGGGUUGGUGAAGAAGACUGCUAGGCUUCUAAAGAAGUUGAGAGUGCGCCAUCAGAUUGCCAGCAAGAUCCAGGAGAUCAAGAUUCGUGUGGAAGAGGUAAGCAAACGACGAAUGAGGUACAAGCUUGAUGACUACACCUCCAAGCCUAGUUAUGUUCCUGUUGAUCCACGUGUAUUGUCAAUCUAUGCGGAGGCUGCUGGCCUUGUGGGUAUGGAUAUCCCAACUGUUGAGCUUACUGCACUACUCAUGGGCCAAGAACAAGAGUUGACGGUGGCUUCUAUUGUUGGAUUUGGAGGCCUGGGCAAAACCACACUUGCUAAUCAAGUUUACCGCAAGCUUGAAGAGAAUUUUGAGUGCCGUGCAUUCGUAACAGUGUCUCAAAAACCUGACAUACCGAAGCUUCUCAAUAAAAUGCUAAUACAAAUUGGUGGCUGUGUCUCUCACACCAGCGAGUUGGAUGACGUUCUCAAGAAGAUCACAGAACAACUGCAGGAUAAAAGGUAUUUUAUUGUGAUUGAUGAUUUAUGGGAUUCCUCAGCCUGGAAAGUUAUCAAAUGUGCUUUCCCAGCAAAUAAUUGUGGUAGUAGAGUACUGACAACUACAAGGAUUUAUUCUAUUGCUUUUGCCUGUUGCUGUUAUAGCCAACAUUAUGUUUAUAACAUGAGGCCACUUGGUGAACAUGACUCAAGAAAACUAUUUUUUAGUAGAAUAUUUGGCUCCAGUGAUGCUUGCCUUGACGUAUUUGAAGAGUUUUCAGCUGAUAUUCUAAAAAGAUGUGGUGGUUUGCCACUCGCCAUUAUCAGUAUAGCUAGCCUUCUAGCUGGUCAAUCUAAGAUGGCAUGGGAGUAUGUAUGGAGUUCUCUGGGCUCCAUGUUCGAAGGGAAUCCUUGUCUAGAAGACAUGAAGCACAUACUGGACCUUAGCUACAGAAAUCUUCCUCACCAUCUUAAGACAUGCUUGUUAUAUCUUGGUAUGUAUCCAGAGGACUCUAUCAUUAAUAAGGAUGAUUUGGUGAGGCAAUGGAUAGCCGAAGGCUUCGUGAGUAGAAUCCAUGGGCUAGACGAAGAUGUUGUUGCUGGAAGCUACUUCAAUGAGUUAAUGAAUAUGAGCAUGAUUCAACCUGUGAACACAGACUACAACGGUGAGGUGCUGUCCUGCAAAGUACAUGAUAUAAUGCUUGAUCUAAUCAGAGUCAAGUCUGCAGAAGAGAACUUCUUUGAUAUAAUAGAUGAUCCUCAGGCCACAAUGUUAUCACACAAGGUCUGUCGAGCCUCCAUCCAAUACAAUGGUGCGGGGCAUCAUGUGGCACUAACAACAUUAAAUGGAUCACUCUGUCAGGUUCGAUCUGUGGUGGCUUUCACAAGGGUUUUGCUACCAUCAUUUCAGGAGUGCAAGUAUCUCCGAGUUCUGUUAGUUGAAUUUAAGGAAGCUCGGACACACAAAAUGGACCUUACCAGUAUUUGUGGAUUAUUUCUACUGAGAUAUUUAAAGAUUGUAACUGAUGGCGACUUAGAGCUUCCUAAUCAAUUUUGGGGUCUACAGUAUUUGGAUACUAUGGUUCUCGAGAGCCCAAUGAAAUUAUAUAUUCCAUCAGAUAUUGUUCGCUUGUGCCGGUUAUUACAUUUGAUUGUUCCAGGUGGUAUGGUUUUUCAGGAUGGGAUUGGCAGCUUGAAAUUCCUGCGUACCCUGCAGGAGUUUGAUUUCUCAAGAAGCUCGCUGGAAAGUUUUAAGUCUCUUGACAAGCUGACCAACUUAAGAGAUCUUCAACUCUACUAUGAUCGUUUAGACAUGGAUGACAUGACCAUGGAGGCCUUGCACACUUUGCUUGAAGGACUUCCCCACUGCAGCAACCUCAAGAGCUUUGUUAUCAACAGUCAUAUACGUUACUUUGAUUGGCUCGGCAAAUUGUCUGGUUUCCCGCGCCAUAUUCAACAGCUCCAUCUUUGGGGUCUCUGGUUUCCCAGGAUCCCCAAGUGGAUAGCUCAGCUCCAUGACCUCUACAACUUAGAGCUUGUGGUACGAGAGGUGGUGCCCAAGGAUGAUGGCAUUGGUAUUCUUGCAGCAUUGCCCUCCCUUGUACACCUCUGGUUGGUGAUCAAAGAAGAACCAGAGGAAACAGUUGUCAUCCCCAGCACAUUCGGCACUGUUGUGGCAUUUCCAGCCCUCAAGCACCUCAAGUUUUGCUGUCCUACACCACUUCUAGCCUUUGAAGCAGGGGCUCUGCCCAGGCUCCAGAACCUUGAGCUGCGGUUGACUGUGGCGGGAUGGGAAGAGGUUUUCAAUUGGUUGGAACCUGCUGGCAUCAACCACUUACCUGCUGGCAUCGAAAGGAUAUUUCUGUACUGUCAUCGCAACCUUGCCGACAAAGCUUCAUUCUCUUCAUUGAAGAGCCUGUUUCACACGCACCAUCCUGGUGUUGACUUGUGGUUGCCAAGCAGGAUAUAA